AUGCGGCCCGCCGCACCACAUCCCCACGUUCCGUAUCCACAUCGCAUAAAUGGUUGCGCUCUCCGUUUCCCGGAUUGUCAGCGCAAAAACCCCCCGUCCAGCUCGGGAGUUCCCGUGGGCGGCAAAAACACCGGUGCCGUGACGCUGAAUGCGAGCCGUGCCGGCGGCUGGCCGGAAUUAGAUGGUGCUAUCAUGGCUUUCUAUAAAUGCCCCGCGGCAAGUCAAGAUUCCACGGAUGGCAUCGAGCCAGCUGUACGAAGGGUCUUGGGACAAGCCGGAGACGGCUGGGAAGGUUUUGGUUGGGAAUAA
Drepanopeziza brunnea f. sp. 'multigermtubi' MB_m1 is the source of this 309-nucleotide messenger RNA. The record is from RefSeq and is a predicted model, not a curated record. Lineage: Eukaryota; Fungi; Ascomycota; Leotiomycetes; Helotiales; Drepanopezizaceae.